AUGCAUUGGUUGGUGGAUGACAUGAACGCGGUGGAUAAGUCCUGUGUGAAUCUGUCUCUGGAGCCUAAUCACUUUCACGACGUGGUUAAGAGCUCCGGCGCCUCAGCGCGAGUGCACAGCAUUGAGGUGAUCCUCGGCUACACAGAGGAUCAGCCGCUCCUCACCCCAGUGCCCCCCUCCGCCCUGACCCCUCCUCACUGCCCGCAGGACACCGGCACAGCGCCUCUCAGCGACCUCCACGCACAGCCCCCGGCGCUGCUCCUCCUCCCGCAGCACCGACCGCGGAGUGACGACCCCCCGGGUUUUGGGAAGGGUGUGGAUGGUGUGAGGGAGGGAGACAGCCCGGGCAGCCAGCACACAGCCCAGGACAUGGAGGAGGAGCCGCCCAAGAAGAAACACCGCAGAAACCGCACCACCUUCACCACAUAUCAGCUGCACGAGCUGGAGAGAGCCUUCGAGAAGUCCCACUACCCCGACGUGUACAGCCGGGAGGAGCUCGCCAUGAAGGUCAACCUGCCCGAGGUGCGGGUGCAGGUGUGGUUUCAAAACCGAAGGGCAAAAUGGAGGAGACAAGAGAAGCUGGAAGCGAGCACCAUGAAACUGCAUGACUCUCCCAUGUUGUCCUUCAACCGACCUCCAAUGCCCUCCAAUAUGGGAGCCAUGAGUAAUUCUCUGCCGCUGGACCCUUGGCUGACAUCUCCGAUCUCCAGUGCAACUUCUAUCCACAGUAUUCCAGGCUUCAUGGGGCCCCCACAAGGCUUACAGGCCAGCUACCCAGGCCACACCUUCCUGAACUCCCCACCACCAAUGGCUCAAGCCAUGCAGUCCAUGGGACCCCCACCGUACCAGUGUGCAACGACUUUUGUGGACAAAUAUCCUCUGGAAGAUGUAGACCAGAGAAGCUCUAGUAUCGCUUCAUUAAGGAUGAAAGCCAAGGAACACAUUCAGUCCAUUGACAAAAGUUGGCAACCGAUCUGAUGAAGGCAACAAACAUCAGGUAGACAAUGUUCACAGCUACCUACCUCCAUCUCCACACUGACUUCAUGCAAUUACUUACCAAGAUCCACAACAACAAACACCUGG
Callorhinchus milii (elephant shark) is the source of this 1083-nucleotide messenger RNA. It is a transcript of the gene rx1, whose product is annotated as retinal homeobox gene 1. NCBI's taxonomy places the organism in Eukaryota, Metazoa, Chordata, Chondrichthyes, Chimaeriformes, Callorhinchidae. The transcript is spliced from 3 exons. The record is from RefSeq and is a predicted model, not a curated record. Gene Ontology annotation, biological process: positive regulation of transcription by RNA polymerase II. The coding region runs from base 1 to 978 and encodes 325 amino acids. Gene Ontology annotation, molecular function: RNA polymerase II cis-regulatory region sequence-specific DNA binding; DNA-binding transcription factor activity, RNA polymerase II-specific.